AUGGAGACUUUGGUGAAGAGCUGCGCAGGGAUUGAGAAGAAAAGAAGUGUCUUAACUGAAUCAAAGGAGAGAAGUGGAUCGAGCUACGAGGUUUCUUCAGCCGCCGCUUCGUCUUCUCCGCCACCACCACAGUCGAUUCUCGGUUGGCCGAUAAGGAAAGCCUCGUUUCGUAAGAGUUCAAAGGAAAACAUCAAGUUCGACCAUAACAAACCUGCCCUUGUCGCUGAUUCUGGGUUUAAAGGAAAGGAAGUGAACAUUGCAGACGUGGAUAUGAUGAAGGAGAGAUUUGCAAAGUUAUUACUUGGUGAAGAUAUGUCAGGUUCAGGCAAAGGAGUGUGCACAGCUUUAGCCAUAUCCAACGCCAUCACCAAUCUCUGUGCUACAAUCUUUGGGCAGCUAUGGAGGUUGGAGCCUCUUCCAAGCGAGAAGAAGGCAAUGUGGAGAAGAGAAAUGGAGUGGAUUCUCAGCGUUAGUGAUCACAUCGUUGAGUUAACACCUUCCACACAAACUUAUCCAGACGGCAAAAAGUUCGAGGUCAUGACUUGCAAACCAAGAUUUGAUCUUUUCAUCAACCUCCCAGCUCUCCGUAAGCUAGACAAUAUGCUUCUUGAUGUCUUGGCGAGUUUCAAGAAAACAGAGUUCUGGUACGUUGAUCAAGGCAUUGUAUCUUCUGAAAACGAUGGCUCAGCUUCUUUCCGCAGAAAGAUUCAGCGCCAAGAGGAGAAAUGGUGGUUGCCUGUUCCUCGUCUAGCACCUAAUGGCCUUACAGAAGAUGCAAGAACAGAACUAAACCACAAGAGGGACUGUGCAACUCAGAUACUCAAAGCUGCAAUGGCCAUCAACAGCGUCUCUUUAACCGAAAUGGAUGUUCCUGAAUCUUACCUUGAAACCCUCCCUAAGAAUGGUAGAUCAUGCCUUGGAGAUGUUAUCUACAGAUACAUAACAUCGGAGAAAUUUUCCGCGGAGUGUCUUCUCGAUUGUCUUGAUCUCUCCUCUGAGCAUAUUGCUCUUGAUAUCGCAAACCGUGUGGAAGCUUCCAUAUAUGUUUGGCGCAGAAGAGUUCAAACAAAACUUGGAGUCAACAACACUUCAAGCUCAACUACACCAAAGCUAUCAUGGGAGAUGGUGAAAGAUCUAAUGGCUGCUGGUGACAAAAGAGGAUUGCUUGUGGAGAGAUCCGAAACUCUCUUACGUUGCUUGAAGCAGCGGUUUCCAUCUCUAACGCAGACUUCUCUAGAUAUUAGCAAGAUUCAAUCUAACAAGGAUAUUGGGAAAUCAAUCUUGGAGAGCUACUCAAGGGCUUUAGAGAGCUUAGCUUCAAACAUCGUGGCACGAAUCGAUGAUUUACUCUAUGUGGACGACUUAACAAAACAGCCUGAUGAUAACAAUGUAUUGUCAAGUCCAAGAGUCAGCGUUAUAGCUCACAAGAAAGUAGUACCAGUCCCUUAUUUACUAUCUGCAUCAGGAACACCAUACAGAACAAGCUUCUCAACCACACCAGGUUUCUCUCCUGCACCUAGGAUUAGCCCCAGACAAGGAGAGAGAACACCUUCUUAUUCAAGCAAGAACACAAUCAAAGUCAAUGAGAAAGGUCUUCCUUCACGAGGAUUUGGAGUGAGAAGGGUCUUGAACAACUAUCUUGGCAUGGAGUCGAAACUAAAAGUAUGCGUGGAUCCAUCAGAGAGUCCAGAAACGGCAGUGAGAAACCAGUUUGGUAAAGAAGGUGAAGAGGAGAAGAAAAGAGAUUCCAUAACAUCAAAGGGUCCUCCUAAGUACAAUGUGUCUUGA
This is a messenger RNA of Brassica rapa (field mustard), 1788 nucleotides long. RefSeq names its product rop guanine nucleotide exchange factor 5. The record is from RefSeq and is a predicted model, not a curated record. Gene Ontology annotation, molecular function: guanyl-nucleotide exchange factor activity. NCBI's taxonomy places the organism in Eukaryota, Viridiplantae, Streptophyta, Magnoliopsida, Brassicales, Brassicaceae.